Chinchilla lanigera (long-tailed chinchilla) is the source of this 2020-nucleotide messenger RNA. RefSeq names its product NKG2-A/NKG2-B type II integral membrane protein-like. The record is from RefSeq and is a predicted model, not a curated record. The transcript is spliced from 5 exons. NCBI's taxonomy places the organism in Eukaryota, Metazoa, Chordata, Mammalia, Rodentia, Chinchillidae. Gene Ontology annotation, biological process: positive regulation of natural killer cell mediated cytotoxicity; stimulatory C-type lectin receptor signaling pathway. Bases 1 to 681 code for a protein of 226 amino acids.
AUGAGUAACCAAAGGUUACUGAAUCUGGCCAAGAACCAAAGGAAGCAACAAAGGAAACAUGUGGGGGCUAAAAGUCCCAUUUGCCUCCCUGAGCAGGAAAUAACCCAUGAGGAAUUAAACCUUAGAAAUGCCUCUCAGGAGUCUCCAGACAAUAUGUGUGACCACUGCAAAGGUUUUCUGUCAUCUCCAGAGAAGCUCAUUGCUGGGAUCCUGGGACUCAUCUGCUUAAAAGUCACUAUGAAAACUUGUAAACUUAUUUUCAAUUUUAAAAAUUCACAAUGUUUCUUGAUAGAAAUCCACAAUCUUUCCUCAGCAUAUCAUUGUGGCCGUUGUCCAAAUGAGUGGCUAAUAUUUUCCAACAAUUGUUAUUACUUUGGUGUGGAAAAGAAAACUUGGAAGGAGAGUGUGGUGUCCUGCAUGUCUAAGAAGUCUAGCCUGCUUUAUAUAGAUGAUGUGAAAGAAAUGAAAUUUAUAAAUUCUCUCUCACGUCCAUCUUGGAUCGGCGUCUCCCGUUCCAGCAGAGAUCAUCCUUGGCUGUUGGUAAAUGGUUCAAUGUCCAAUCUGCAGAUAAAGAACUCGUCUGGUGAAUCCAACUGUGUGUGGUUAUCUUUAUCUCAUUUUAUUGCUGGAAACUGUGGAUCAUUAUACAUGUAUACUUGUAAACGUAAAUUUUUGAAUUAAUAUACCUGAAUUUGGAAACUGUGAGGUAAUUUUCUAUUUCAUAAAAUGUAAUAAUAUUAUUCUUAUACAGGUCUUCAAUUGAUGAGUUCUACUAACAGACUUAUUUUUAAAAAAAACACUAUUGAAAUAUAUUAGUUAGACUACUAAUAGGAGGAUACUGCUUUUGUGGCUACUUCCUUUUGCUUAAGAUUAUAUUUAGGGCAUUCAAUUUUUCUAAAAGAUUGUACAUGCUACCUGAGUCCAUUUCUGUGAGAUAUCAAGAAGAGGCAAAUGCACAGACAAUGUGGAUUGGGGGUUUUGAGAGACUAAUGAGUAGGAGAGUGAUAAACUCAGACAUGACUACUAGUCAGGACAGCGUUUCCUUUCUCAAUAGUGUAAACGUUAGAAAACUUGAUUGUUGUAACUCUGUGAAUGUACUAACAACCACUGGUAUAUGGCCGUGUUAAAGGAUGAAUUAUAUGCUGUGUACAUUAAUUUCAAUAAAACUGUUUUAAAAUGGGAUUAUGUUUGAGGCUACAUUUAAUCUUCAUGUAAUUUUUAAAGUGUAGUCAUCAUUAUAACCAUCAACAUUAAAGACACUUGUGGAAAAUUUUAGCAAAGCAAAAGUUGUUUUGUCUUUAAUAUGGUUUAUCUUAACAAUUUUUUUAUCUUGAAGAUUAAGAAUCUUGCAAAAUAAUACAUUAUUUUAUAAAUAAUGAAAGCUUUUAUAAUGAUUAUGUAAAUAACAUAUUUGUUUUGGAUACAAAUUUCUAAAUUCUCUCUCACGUCCAUCUUGGAUCGGCGUCUCCUGUUCCAGCAGAGAUCAUCCAUGGCUGUUGGUCCGUGGUUCAGUGUUCACUCUGCAGUAGGUUUUCUUUUUUAACAAUUGAUACAUGAAGAAGAAGACAUAUGAAAACGCAGUAUUCAGAAGAAUGUUAGUGUUAAUUUAUUUGAAUUACACACCUGAAAAAAGAUCUUGCAAGUUUGUAUUAAUAUAAAUAUUAAUUAAUAGGCUGUUCUUAAAAUGCCAUAAUUAUUUAAUAAUAUUCUGUGUUGCAAUAAAAUACUUCUGUUUCAGAGAUAAUUCCCCCAAAAUGUAACUUGAUAAUGCAUUUUUCACCACUGCAGGAUAAAGGAAUCAUAGUCUGGUGAGCACAGCUGUGUUAGACCCUUCUUAACUGGCCUUAUUGCAGGCAAUUGUGGAUCAUCAUGCACAUUUAAUUGUAAACAUAAAUUUUAGAAUUGAUAUACCUGAAUUUGGAGAGUUUUUCAAUAAUUUUCUAUUUCAUGAAAUGGAAAUAAUAUUAUAAUGAUAUAGGCCUUAAAUUAAAUCAUAUGGUUUCUUGUAAUAACAGAAUUA